Messenger RNA from Lotus japonicus, 1925 nucleotides. RefSeq lists its product as uncharacterized. The transcript has 13 exons. Bases 171 to 1166 code for a protein of 331 amino acids. Gene Ontology annotation, cellular component: mitochondrion. Gene Ontology annotation, biological process: CDP-diacylglycerol biosynthetic process; cardiolipin biosynthetic process. Gene Ontology annotation, molecular function: phosphatidate cytidylyltransferase activity. The record is from RefSeq and is a predicted model, not a curated record. Lineage: Eukaryota; Viridiplantae; Streptophyta; Magnoliopsida; Fabales; Fabaceae.
GCCUCAAACUGCGUCCAUUGUUGUACAUAUGAAGCUUGCAGUGCAAAACCAAAAAUCCAAAAUCCAUAGUGCACAUAAACUGUUCGAAGAAAGUCCUCACUGUCUCAAACUCCAGUUUUAUGUCCAUUUGAAGUUGAACCUACACUGUGAUCGUCGUAGCAGUUCGCAUCAUGGAUCAUACUACUACAUCGUUUCGAAGUUUUCUUCAGGUUCUUCCCCCUGUUCAAUUUGCAUGCGUUUAUGGAUCAUCUCUUCACCCAACCAACCAAGACAAGACAAGUAUGGUAGAUUAUAUUCUUGGUGUGUCUGACCCUGUUCAGUGGCAUUCUGAGAAUCUGAAAUUGAACAAGCAUCACUAUGCUUCAUGGAUGGUGCACCUUGGUGGGGAAAGGCUGAUUACCCAAGUUGCAGAUAAAAUUGGCGUCGGAGUACAUUUCAACCCUUUUGUUACUUGGAACGGAAAGAUGUUCAAGUAUGGGGUUGUUCGAAUGGAUGACUUACUUCAAGAUGUACUGUAUUGGGAGAAAUUCUACUUGUGUGGUCGUUUACAGAAACCAGUUCAUGUUGUUGUUGAUAAUUUGGACAUUCACGGUGCCAAUUCUGUUAACUUACGAGCUGCACUGUCAGCCGCACUUCUCCUGCUUCCAUCAGAAUUCACAACGGCAGAUCUGUAUGCCAAAGUUUGUAGUCUCUCAUAUUUGGGUGAUGUGCGUAUGUUAUUUGCAGAGGAUAAAAACAAGGUGAAGAAUAUUGUAAGUGGGCAGUUUGAUCUAUUCCACUCAAUCUAUAAGCCAUUUCUUGAAGAAUAUGAGGCUAAGAAGUUAUUGAGACUUUCAUCAACUGCCAAUCGCCCAAUACAAGUCUCUCAGGAUUGUGACUUGUCAGUUGCUUGCUCUCUAGUUUCUUCCCUUCCUCCAUCAGUCAGAAGCCAGAUGAGCAUGAAGCAAGAACAGAAGAUGAAAUUAAGUGAAACUGGUAGAAUCGUACAUGAUACUAUAAUCAGCUCAAGAGAAGAGGCUGCAAAUUGCUUGCGGAGAGUUCUGAGGCGGAGAGUUAUGGUUUCAAGUGCAAGGCAGGCCAUAUCUGGUCUGCUUGCCGCUGGUGGGGUGAAUGCUACCAGAUAUCUUGCGAAGAAAGUUAGCAAAGCCUGGAAGUCGUGGAGAUGAUAUUUGCUGUCUUGACAAUCAUAGGGUUAAAUAUUUUUUUCUCAAUGUUCAGCUUGUGAUUAGGUCUCACCAACAAACCGCAAGAUAUUAGUAACUGGAUUGGCUGGAACCUUAUCAUUCUUCUCUUGUGACAGGAGAUACUUGCCAACACCAAGUGUAGCGUAUUGACUGUCCAAAACAUCAAUCACCCUGUUGGCUAUGGCACUUGCAUAGACUGAUGAACCUUCAAUUACCUGCGUCAGUGAAACAGGUGAUGGUUAUCCUAUAAAAAACCAUGUUGAUAGCAUACGUUGGGAACUAGCUCCAUUUUUUAUCUCAUCCUUUCUCACCUAUUGCUUCGUGUUUGAUCUCAUUCUUUCUCAUCCAUUCAUGAUAUAGCUUCUGGUAGAUAGGUCUUUCUAUUGGUCGGAGCUGAACUCCAAAGUGUUUUCUGAAAGCAUCAAAAUUCAUAUUUGGUGGAUCUAUGAGGCCCCCUAGGUUCCUCAGCAUUCGACUAUAUAGCUUGAAAUCCAAAGCCUUGAUUUACUAGUUGUUGGUUAACUAUAACAACAUCUUCCAAAAUUAAUCUAGAUGUUCGAAAUGUAGUUUUUGAAGCACGAAUUAUGUGAUUGUCGAAGAUUUAUGUAAAGAAAAAGUGAAACAGUUUAUGGUGAACAAUUGUGUAGUUUCGUGGGUGAUGUAACCAUAAUCCUUGUUGAUAUUGAUUUUUUAAAAUAUUUUUAUCAAGGUUAUCAAUAUGAAUAACUUUUAUAUUUAUUA